Molecule: messenger RNA, 873 nt
Organism: Colletotrichum lupini
Lineage: Eukaryota; Fungi; Ascomycota; Sordariomycetes; Glomerellales; Glomerellaceae
Exons: 5
Coding region: 1-873 (290 amino acids)
Source: RefSeq, a predicted model, not a curated record
AUGGGUGUAAAUGCAAGCGCAUCCAGCAAAGUCCCAAUAUUGCAGACGACCAUCUCUUUCCCCUCGUGCUGGGCCUGUUCCUUCCUGCCUUACCGAGUACCUUACUCUUACCUUAUCAAUGAUUUCGCCAUCACGAAGGCUUCCAGAUUCCUCACUAAGAUAUAUAACAACCUCAGUACCUCAUCUAAGCACGCAGAGUAUCAUAUUGAUAUGCCUGGUGUCUUUUCCUUUUCCUCCCGCCCCCCAAUCUCGUACUUCAAGUUUUCCGGGCAUGCCUUUUUCACUUGGAGCCCUCCACCGCUCGCUUCCUCUCGGCUGUUUGCGUGCAUCUGUGGGACAAACGCCUCGCCUAGUGCCCACAGACGCAUCGUCGCAUCUGCACUUCAGUUAUGGUGGAUGCUAAUUCCGAGCAUAUUCUUUGUUGCUUUUGCUGCUGGACACCAGCUACGAGUCCUGCGACUGUCUUGCGUGGCUUUUGAGCACACCAACUCCCUCUCCCUCUCUUCCAGACUCAUCUUCGGGACUGCCUCUGUGGCCAGCUUUUUUUUCCCUCCUUCCCCUGUCGCAUUCUCGACUCAGACCCUACCGGCGUGCAGCUUAGCACCUCUCCUGCGAUACGCCGUCUGCUCUCAAGAUGGCCGCGCUUCAUCAAUCUCGCAGAGCAAAGGAAAACCUGAGCUUCGGGUGACCAGGCCUUCGAACAUUGAUCCUAUCGAUUGGUCAAGGGCCGCGGGUCACUCAUCGGGGCAAUACGAGCACACGAAUCGAAUCGGACACCACCUACCAUCGUCCCCGGAGCGCACAACUCAACUUGACGGCCCGGUUCAAGGCGCGAAGACGGGCGACAACACCAAGCAAGGCUCUGUGCCGUAG